AUGGUAUUUUAUGGCAGAUUUCUGGUCGCCAAGCGUGACAUUAAAGCUGGUGAGCUGAUACUAGCGGAAGACCCGGUCGUUGUAGGACCGUACUGGGAUGCUGAUAUUAGUUGUCUGGGUUGUCUUCGGCCGGCAUCCAAGACGUGCAAAAAAUGUCUUAGAGCACCACUUUGUCGUGACUGUUCGCGGCACGAUGCAGUGGAGUGUGAUUUCUACGAGCAUGCUACGAAUUUGAGUAAGAAUUUUCUCUUCGAUCACUUCAACAUCAUCACGCCCAUACGUUGCCUUUUGCUGUAUCGGAGUGAUCGAAACAAGUACGAAGAGUUGAUGGCUAUGGAAUCGCACUGCGACAGCCGCAGAGGGACAGAAAUCUGGCUUAUUCACGAACAGUACGUUGUGGAGCCAAUGCUUUGCGAGGAAGCUUUCCAGCAGAUCGAUGAUCUGGUUGUUACGGCGGAGCUUGUGCAGCGUAUCUGCGGCAUACUGGACGUGAAUACCUUUGAGAUCCGAGGAAAUAUGGACAGCCAGGGGGUGCAGAUGAACAAUUUGGCACGUGGACUCUAUCCUCGCACGUCUCUCAUGACACACAACUGCCAAACGAACACGCUGAUUGCCGUCGACGGUAUGUCUAAGCUUCGACUCUAUGCAUCUGUUGCUAUUCAAGCAGGUGAAUUGUUGUACUACAACUACACUCGUGUGCUGUUCAGUACAUUCGAAAGACAGACGCAUCUGCGGAAGGGAAAAUAUUUCAUCUGCACCUGUGCUCGUUGCAGAGAUCCCACUGAGCUAGGUACACAUUUAAGCUCGCUUAAGUGCACAGGCUGUGCUGAUGGGCUUUGUGUUUUUCAUCCCCAAAAACCGAAAUGGGAAUGCAACUCAUGCGGACAUCAACUGCCAAGAGAGUAUGUGAAUGAAGUGAUGUGCGAUGCGCGGGAGGAUGUUGCAAGUUGUGCACUUGACAUACGCAACUUGGAGAAGGUAAUAGGGAAACAUUCGAAAACACUCAAUCCGCACCAUUCGCUUGUGCUGGAAGCAAAGCAAAGUCUUGCCGGAGAGCUUCGCAGUAUGUGCAUGUCGUACGAUUUACAAAACGUGCCUCGCCAAGCGUUAAAGCGCAAACUGGAGCUGUGCGAAGAGAUGCUGCAGAUAUUACGCGUGCUGGAUCCGGGAAUAUCGCGGCUUACCGGUAUCGCACUGUAUGAAUAUCAUACUGCUCUAGUUGAUUUAUCACGUCGUAACCAUGAAACGGGAGAGAUUAAGACUCCUGAGUUACUGGAACGAUUACAGUUGGCCGAAGGUGCCUUAAAAGAAGCUAUCGGUAUGCUAGUGUUCGAGCACCCAACCACACCGGAAGGUCAUCUUACCAAGAAAGCGAUGUGCGAAUUGAAAGAAUUGCGCGAAUAUAUACAAAAAGUGCAGGCCAUGGAAGAAGACGAACGCACCGAUCGUCAGUUUCGUGGGAAGCGCAAUAGUAAUACAGGCAAGAGUAAGAAAUAG
Molecule: messenger RNA, 1497 nt
Organism: Anopheles maculipalpis
Lineage: Eukaryota; Metazoa; Arthropoda; Insecta; Diptera; Culicidae
Product: SET domain-containing protein SmydA-8-like
Exons: 6
Coding region: 1-1497 (498 amino acids)
Molecular function (GO): protein binding
Source: RefSeq, a predicted model, not a curated record